AUGAGUUUGUUUUUAUUCCCUUCAGGGUCAAAUAAUGACUUUAAGCAAGAACGUCUUGCAGAAUCCAAGUCUAUACUUUUAAAACCAGUAAGGGAAAUAUUUGAUGCCUGUUACAAUUUGCUUGGAAAUCAAAAGAAAAUGAAAUUAGUUUGUUUGCUACGAUGUUUAUUAGAAAUGCCUAUUACACCAGAUUAUGCAGCUGUUGUUGGCUGGUUUGCAAUUAAUAAUCUCAUUCCUUCACCAACAUUAUAUUUAUAUUUUAAUUUAUUACUUGAAAAGAAAGACACGUACUACGGUGAGCAAUGUUGCAUUGCAAUGGCACAGGAAAUACUUCUAUAUGGCUAUAAAUUUCCUUCAUUUUUAGAAUCCGUCGCUACAACUCCAGGUUUUCUCUAUAGAAGACCAGAUUUAUUCAUUGCUAUUAACCAAGUUCUCGAAACAUCCGUUCCUGUUGACUCAUACGUUUCACGAAAUCAUUUUGCGAUUCCAACUCCUCCAAGACCAUUCCAAAUCCCAGCAAAACCACAUUUCAAUCUUUUACCUAUCUCCAAGAGUCCACACGAGCCUCCAAUGAAGGCAACUCUCGAAGAAGUCGUUCAACAAGCUUAUUUAAUGCAAGAAGAGCAUCGCAGGCACUAUUUAAUAUCAUACGUUUUAAAUUCACCAAUACCAGAUAUUUUACGUGAGGCUCCGAAAGUUCUUCUCGAAGCCAUUUGCGUUUAUGCAAAACAUCUCAUUUCCAACGCAAUUACAGAUGGCAAAGGCGUUCUCAGAUGGGAAAGGUGUAGUUACCAUCUUCAGCUCCAUCAAAUCGGUAUUUGGAUUGGUUUACUUUCGAUAUCUCGCGGACCUCCGCCUCCUCUUUAUUAUUUAGACAUGCACAAGCUAUUGAAAGAAUCUAUACGUCUCGGGUGUUUCCAAGAAGCCGUUAUUUUGCUUACAGGUUACUAUUCUCGAGCGAGUUCGAUUUAUCAACUUCCGAAUCCAUAUACAGCCGGCCUUUUGGAGAUCAUGGCCGCAGUUGUCAAUUUCCCAGGUGUAAGACAUGACAUACACCAGGCUGUUGAUAACUUUGCAUCAAUGUUAAAUACGAAUAUACAAUUUUUUUAUAACAGACCAGUCGACAUCGACCCAACAUCAUUCGAUAUGCAUGCUGUAUUCCAAGUAGAUCCAGACACACACGAAACUUUCCUCGCUCCAAGGACAAAUUCUUCGAUUUUAUCAGAAAACCCUAACGACAUCUAUAACUUCUUUAACUACGUUCCCAAUGUCUCAAACUUUCCUCGUCAAUACGCACAAAUGUUUGAAAUGGCAAAUUUUGUCAGAAAAUAUUAUUUUAUUGGGGAAGGCCACUCAAUACAGACACCAAAACUGGGUAUAGCGCCUGCACGAUUAAUCAACAUGAUAUUUUCUCUAUCAAUGGCCUCCAAUCCCGUACUUUCUAAAUCCGCCGCAAAAAUCUUACGACAGAUCCUUAUUGACUAUCCCGCGAUCAUCGAUGCCAACAGAUUACGUUAUGCCUUCCCCAACCACACUACAAUUUCCACUCUUUUGGAAGCAAAUAAAUUAGAUUUGACAUCUCUCAACAAUAUUCUAUCUGAUAUCCUCGCCAGUCGAGAUUUAGGUCCUUCCGCCAUAUCCCUUAUCCACCGGACCAUGCCAUUGAUCUUCAAAGCCCACAGAAAGCAUCCAGAAAUUAAUUUCACUUCACUUUACAUGUUAACGGGCAUGCAACCACCAAUGGACGAUCCUAGGCUUCCUACACCCGACCACGCGUUCAUUCCUCUUCUCCGAUACUUUGUUCAGUUUUGCAGAUCUGGAGAUGAAAUCUCUAAACAAGAAUUCAUUUCCAAAUUCGUUCCCGGUUCUUCUGCGCAAGUCACUGCCCUUAUACAACUUGUUUUGGCCAGUGUCGACGAAGACAGCAAGGAUUAUUCCGCAAUAGACUGUUACGCGUCUGUUGUUCCUUUUUUGCCUCAAAAAGUUCUGACAGAGUCACUUUUGCCAGGCUUAUUCAAAGCUUGUGAACUGAUGAACCCACAUGCUGUUAUCACACACCAAGGCGCUAUCUUCAGAGUUGCCUGGGAGACGUUUUCCGCUUUGGAAGAUUUGCAUCCACAAAGAUUAAUUUCCUUCUUCAUGCAUUACGGGCCGGGAAGCAUGCCAGGGUUCGCAGCUUCAUGGAUGCAAUUGGUAAUACACCCACACGUAUUCCCUGUCUUAAUUGAUAGUGCUGAUCCAACUUCACUUCACUUUUGUUUACGAUAUUUGGUCUGUAUAUUGAAAUUGGCGGUUAACAUGCCCGAGUCAUUCUACAGGCCCGUAGUUUGUAUAUUUACAACGUUAUGUGAUGAAUUUCCAAGUUUUGUUAUUUCAUAUCAUUGUUUACUUUUAGAACACAUUCCUCCGAGAGCUGUUCAACUGAGGAACAUAAUAUUGAACACUUCUUUGAACCAGAGCUCUUUGGCGCCUCCGCCAAUCGGAAUAACAUUUGGUUCUUCACAGGAAAUGAAAGCUCUCAAACAAAAAAUUGAACCAUUUGUUUUGGACAGAGUCUCUCAAAAUAUUGAUGAAAAUGUCUCUGAAAUUUGUGAUCUCGUAAAAGUGAUUUCACAAACGGAUUCAAGUGUCGUAUGGCGCAUUGUUUAUUUCUGCAUCGCGUAUUGGUUGUCUAAACACGACGCAUUUAAUAAUCAGGCACAAAUUUUGGAAGUUUUCAUCGGUUUUGUCAGAAUUUCGCCAAUUUUCUUCUCAAUUAUUAUGGAUCAUGUCAGAUAUCGAAAUUCACACACAACUUUCUGUCAGAAUGUUUUAGUUUCGAUUUUCAGUCGUUUGGGAGAUAAUUUGAAAGAACAGAUGAUUCUUGAAUUGAUAAGAAGACAUCUUUGCGUCACAAAGCCUCCUGAAUCACUUCACGAAGUGUUUGAACACCUGUGGAAGAAUGAGCAGGAACAGGUUCUUCAAAUAGGAAUGAAAUCAAUGAAAAAGGAAGAAUUUUUAGAAAUUGUAAGAAUAAUUAUUGGUCCAACAGUUUAA
Trichomonas vaginalis G3 is the source of this 3036-nucleotide messenger RNA. Its product is annotated as nuclear-transcribed mRNA catabolic process, deadenylation-dependent decay. Gene Ontology annotation, biological process: nuclear-transcribed mRNA catabolic process, deadenylation-dependent decay. The transcript has a single exon. The record is from RefSeq and is a predicted model, not a curated record. Gene Ontology annotation, molecular function: molecular adaptor activity. NCBI's taxonomy places the organism in Eukaryota, Parabasalia, Trichomonadida, Trichomonadidae. Gene Ontology annotation, cellular component: CCR4-NOT core complex; P-body. The coding region runs from base 1 to 3036 and encodes 1011 amino acids.